This is a messenger RNA of Argentina anserina (silverweed cinquefoil), 689 nucleotides long. Its product is annotated as signal recognition particle 14 kDa protein. Gene Ontology annotation, molecular function: endoplasmic reticulum signal sequence receptor activity; 7S RNA binding. NCBI's taxonomy places the organism in Eukaryota, Viridiplantae, Streptophyta, Magnoliopsida, Rosales, Rosaceae. Gene Ontology annotation, biological process: SRP-dependent cotranslational protein targeting to membrane. Gene Ontology annotation, cellular component: signal recognition particle, endoplasmic reticulum targeting. The transcript is spliced from 4 exons. The record is from RefSeq and is a predicted model, not a curated record. Bases 122 to 481 code for a protein of 119 amino acids.
CUUACCAUCUCCUUCUCUCUCUCUAUUAACCCCCGAGUCUGCGUUUUCUGCUUCAACCAGUCUUCGAUCACCGCCGACCUUCGCUCUUGCUCAGUCUUCUUUCUUCAACGCCACUGUAGCCAUGGUUCUUCUACAGCCAGAUCCCUUUCUUAGUGAACUUACCAGCAUGUUUGCGAAAAGCACCGAGAAGGGGUCCGUUUGGGUCACCUUCAAAAGAUCGUCCUUGAAGUCCAAGGUUCAGAGGAAUAAAAUGAAAACUGCUGGUCAAGCAAUCGACUACAGAUGCCUGAUCCGAGCAACAUAUGGGAACAAGACAAUUUCUACUUCCGUUGGGGCAAAAGAACAUCAGCGAUUUCAAGCUUCUUAUGCAACUGUGCUAAAGGCUCACAUGACUGCUUUAAAGAAGCGGGAGAGAAAGGAUAAGAAAGUGAAAAAAGGCAGUGCAAAGAAGGCGAAGACAGAUCCCAUGGUCCUAGCCUAAUUCUCAAACAUGGUCCUAGCCUAAUUCUCAAACUUGAUUUUUUAUUUAUUAAACUACGGUUGCAAAAACUGUUCUAGGAUUUCCUGAAUAGAUAUGGAAACCAAAACAAGAUCAUCCAGGAAUUGUACAGAACAGCUUUUUGAUGAUAUGUCAUUUCUGAUGGAUAUGGUCUUUGGUCUUUUGUUAAAUUGAAAUAAUUUUCAGCUUU